ACUGUCUCUAUUGCUGAAAUUGUAAUUGAAGAUUUACGCUACUGCUGUCGCAUUUGCCUUGAGCAGCCGCAUCGUGCUCAGAUGCUAGAUAUGAAUCUCAUAUAUGAUGAGGAAGCUCAGCUUACAUAUUACGAUUGCUAUGAAAUAUGCACAAAGAAUAAUCUGCGAGAAUGCAGCGAGCAUGAGCCUCAUACAUUAUGCAAGCACUGCGGCGUAGAGCUACAAUGGGCCUAUGACUUCCAUAAAAAGGCUGCACAGGCCAACAAGCAGCUGCAAAAUAUGSAAUCUAUCGUACAUAGCGAGGAACAGAUCGAUGAAGCUGACAUARAUGAAUUGGUACAUGUAAUGCCUGUGGAAGAGGAUACCAUAAAUGAAGURGAACUGGAAGAGCCAGUAGAGCAAGMAAUCAGUGAAAUUGAUACUGUAGACUCUGCCCCAACGAUAGUUUGCACGAGUGUCAACGAUGUUGUACCSCGUCAACGUUAUUCGGGUCCUUUUAACUGUGAAUUCUGCCAGAAAGUCUUCCGGAAUCAUUCGCAUAUGUUGAAGCAUCAGCUGAUACAUCUCUCGGAUCGUCCGCACUUCCAGUGCAACGCCUGCGAUCGCUUUUAUCUCACCAAGCAGGCGCUAAAAGUUCAUGUGGACACACAGCACAAAAAGUCCGGCAGGAUGUGCGGUAUCUGUGGCAAAGUGUUCGCCAUAGCCAAAGGUCUUGAAAUACACAUGCGCUAUCACAAUGGCUUCUUUCCCUUCGAUUGCGAUCAAUGCGAUCGCAAGUUCGCGCAGCGCUCCCACCUGAAUAUCCAUCAGCAGGUGCGRCACAGCAGCGCACGUUUCCAGUGCGAGUUUGCCGGCUGUGGCAAACUAUUUACCUCGUCAUCGGCACUGCGUAAUCACGAGUGCACCCACACCGAAAUGCCCUUCGAGUGCAACGUCUGCCAGCAAGGAUUUCCGGCUCGUUACAAAUUGCGAUUGCACGCUCAACGCAAGCACAACAUGCAACUGACACUGGCGCAACUGGAGACCAUGCGCAAAUUUCAUAUAAUGCGCUCAAAGCGUGUUCUGGCCAAGCUCGAUGCAACACAGCAUCAG
Drosophila arizonae is the source of this 1092-nucleotide messenger RNA. RefSeq lists its product as uncharacterized. NCBI's taxonomy places the organism in Eukaryota, Metazoa, Arthropoda, Insecta, Diptera, Drosophilidae. Gene Ontology annotation, cellular component: nucleus. The record is from RefSeq and is a predicted model, not a curated record. Gene Ontology annotation, molecular function: zinc ion binding.